Molecule: messenger RNA, 1828 nt
Organism: Impatiens glandulifera
Lineage: Eukaryota; Viridiplantae; Streptophyta; Magnoliopsida; Ericales; Balsaminaceae
Exons: 10
Coding region: 138-1652 (504 amino acids)
Source: RefSeq, a predicted model, not a curated record
UGAAAAGAAUAUACGACGAAUAAGAGAGAGAGUGGAGUGGGCGACCUCAUUUGGGAUAACGGAGACCACUCAACUUAACAGUCUUCAAGCUUUUUAAGCAAUCCGGGCGAUCUCCAACCCCCACUGCAAACGACGGAAUGCUAAUGCUUGAAGCGGUCUCCACCGUCCGAUUUUCAAUCGGCGGCUUCGACCUGACAUCCUCCUCCCGUCGUCUUUCUUGCUCCGCCAACUUCGUGCCUCACAACAAAUUUCAAAGAUUGGCUUAUUUCUCCACUACGAGGAGGAAGAACACUUCUGUUAAGUACAGAAUUAGGGCAUCGGCUGAUGAACAGUCUAGUCCUAUAAGACAAAAGCCCUCACGGUAUCACCCGUUUGAGGAGAUAGAUGAACCAGAGCUGGUAGUUGUGGAUGGAGAAGCCAGACUUACACCAGCUGAAACUGCAAGGACUAUCAUUGAGGUGAAUAGCAAAGCAACAUUAAUGUUUUCAGGUCUUGUUCAUGAUGAAAUACAUGAGAACAUUUUCUGGCCAGAUUUACCUUACAUGACUGAUGAACAUGGAAAUAUUUAUUUUCAAGUGAAAAAUGAUGAAGACAUUCUGCAGAAUCUAGCUUCGGAAGAUAAUCUUGUGCAAGUGAUAAUAGGUCUGGAUACAGCAGAGUUGCUCAGUGAUUUGGAGUUAUCUGAAGCCGAAAUUGAUAUCAGUAUUCAGGACUCUGAUGAAGAUGACGAGGAUGAUGAUGAUGAAGAAGAUGGUGAUGAUGAUGAUGAUGAAGAGACUGAUGAUGAUGAUGAUGAUGAUGAUGAAAGUUAUAAUAAAGACUGGGUUUCUGUUCUUGAAGAUGAAGAUGAGGAUUCUGAUGAAUCAGUUGGGGAUUGGGCAAAAUUGGAGACAAUGCGUUCUUCUCACCCUAUGAAUUUUGCGAAGAAACUAGCGCAGGUUGUAUCUGAUGAUUCUAUAGAUUAUAUGGAUCAGCCUCCUGAUGGCCUUUCCAUUCAAGGCCUUCUUAGACCUGCUUUUAUUGAAGAGCACUCCAUCAUCCAUAAACAUCUUAAUGGGCAUAAUAAUAGUAAAUCUGGCAAUAAAUCUGACAAUUUGACGAAGAACGACGUGGAAGGAAAUGUUAAAGACCAUGAUGAUAUCAUCAAUGGCCACAAACAUGAAUCAGGGUCGUCCCAAGAUAAUAACUUGAUGUGGGCAGAGGAAUUGGACAAGGAUGAACCUGUUGGAAAUGGAACUACAUUUUACAAGCUAGAAAUGAUUAAGAUUCAAUUGAUAUCUGCACAUGGAAAUCAGAUUCUUGUUGAAGUGACAGACUUUAGGAAAGCUCAACCAGAUGCUAUUGCACAUUCAUCUGCAAAUAUACUAUCUCGUCUUAAAGCUGGUGGAGAAAAAACGACACAAGCCCUGAAAGCACUUUGCUGGAGAUGUAAGGGCAUCCAAGCCGAGGAGGCAACACUUGUUGGCAUAGAUACGCUUGGCUUUGAGUUGCGAGUUUGCGCUGGAAGACAAGUGGAAACAUUUAGAUUUGCAUUCAACUCAAGGGCGUCGUCUGAGUACAGCGCCGAGAGACAACUGAAUGAUGUUCUAUUCCCGAGGACACAACAUAACAAGACCCAGAAAAAGAAAGAAGCUCAGCAAACAUCGGAAUAAUCUUAGUUUGUUGUAACAUUAACCUAACCUCUGAUCCUGAGAUCAUCGUCUGAGGUGGUGGUUGGUGUGUUUCAUUCAUCCUGAAUUGAGCCUUCAAUUUUAUUUUGACAAAGUUAUUUCAUUUCUUGUAUUGACCCAGAUUUAUUUUUAUUCAUGUUGUACAGUAAUUUAAUUUC